AUGUAUUCAAAUGUUAGACCGUAUAAAAUAUUGCAAAAAGUAAAAACAAACGAAAAUAAUAGUAAAGAAAAAUCAAAUGAAGAAAAGAAAAAUCACGAUAACCAUAAAAAAUAUGAAGAUGACAGAAGGCAUAAAUAUAAUAAGCAUGUAAAUAAAUACAAAACAAAAAAUAAUAAAACAUACACAAUAAAUGAUAAUUAUGAAAAAAGUGACAAUAAUGUUGUAUUAAAAAAAACGGGAAAAGAUAUGUUAAUAUCUUUACUAAAAAAAGACCAAAUGUGUGUAAAAAAAAAAAAAAUUGUUAUUCGAAAUUUACCUCCAACUUUAAAUGAAAAUAAUUUUUUUGAUUCUUUUUCAAACAAUCUUAAAGAUGAAUUAGAUUAUUAUUAUUAUGUUAAUGGAAGUAUAGGAAAAAAUUCAUCUGAUGAUAUUACUCAUUCACGUAUAUAUUUAUCCUUUAAAGAUUAUAUGAAAACAGAAGAAUUUAUAAAAACACAAGAUGGGAAAUAUUUCUAUGAUACAAAUGGAAUUAAAUAUAAAGCAAAUGUUACAUUUGCACCAAAUCAAACAAUAAUACAUAAAAAUCGAACAGAUAAUAGAAAUAACACAUUAGACUCUGAUCCAUAUUUUUUAAAAUGUUGUGAAGAAAUGAAUAAUCCUGUUGAACCACCAAAAAACGAUAUAGAUUAUCAUGAUAUUAUUAAUGUCGUAAGAGAAAAUGAUGAUAUCAUAUCUCCUAUAGUUAUAGAUCUAAGAAAAAAGCUAAAAAACACCAAAGUCAAAUAA
Plasmodium vinckei vinckei is the source of this 786-nucleotide messenger RNA. Its product is annotated as regulator of nonsense transcripts 3B, putative. Bases 1 to 786 code for a protein of 261 amino acids. Gene Ontology annotation, biological process: positive regulation of translation; nuclear-transcribed mRNA catabolic process, nonsense-mediated decay. The transcript has a single exon. Gene Ontology annotation, cellular component: nucleolus; cytoplasm. NCBI's taxonomy places the organism in Eukaryota, Apicomplexa, Aconoidasida, Haemosporida, Plasmodiidae. Gene Ontology annotation, molecular function: mRNA binding. The record is from RefSeq and is a predicted model, not a curated record.